AUGCCGGUAAUGAAGAGCCAACUUCCAAAAAUUCCCAUGGUCUUCGCCAUUGUCAUGGCCGUCAUCGCCAUUGGCAACGGCGCACCCACACCUAUCAAGGCUUUGGCUGUCCGUGACGGCCCCGAACUUGACAUCAUGCGCGCGGCGGUUCACGCAGAGCUCUUCCCAACAAUCAUCGAGACACAUAUAAUUUUUGCUAUUACUGCAUUAUCAAUAGUCCUAGCGGUGAUGCCACUAGACAAGUACGUAGCCCGACGGCUGGACAACGGUUUCACUGCCACACCUGAAAAACAGGCACUUGCCGAGGCAAAUGAGGAAAAAGACAGGUACAUCUUUUCGGAAGCGCUGGCCGAAAACUUCCCCGACACUGUCGAGCUUCGGUACCAAAUUUUGGACGUGGUGUUCGCCGGCCGCGACACCACGGCCUCGCUCAUUAGUUGGGUGUUUUACAACCUCGCGCGCGACCCGGCCCGGUACCUGAAGCUGAGGGCAAAAGGCACGGGUGGGAGUUUAUACCGGUAG
Molecule: messenger RNA, 522 nt
Organism: Pyricularia grisea
Lineage: Eukaryota; Fungi; Ascomycota; Sordariomycetes; Magnaporthales; Pyriculariaceae
Exons: 2
Coding region: 1-522 (173 amino acids)
Molecular function (GO): iron ion binding; monooxygenase activity; heme binding
Source: RefSeq, a predicted model, not a curated record